This is a messenger RNA of Lindgomyces ingoldianus, 1461 nucleotides long. Its product is annotated as autophagy-related protein-like protein 3. The coding region runs from base 59 to 1120 and encodes 353 amino acids. Gene Ontology annotation, biological process: nucleophagy; autophagy of mitochondrion; autophagosome assembly. NCBI's taxonomy places the organism in Eukaryota, Fungi, Ascomycota, Dothideomycetes, Pleosporales, Lindgomycetaceae. Gene Ontology annotation, cellular component: cytosol; cytoplasmic ubiquitin ligase complex. The transcript has 3 exons. The record is from RefSeq and is a predicted model, not a curated record. Gene Ontology annotation, molecular function: Atg8-family ligase activity.
CCCCAGCUCUCUCUUGCACACCUACCUAAGUAUUCAACAGAUAACUCGCCACGACACCAUGGCAUAUAACUUCGUUCGAUCCUACAUAGACACCUUCCGUGAGCGCACCGCAGCUAUCAGCCACACGUCGACCUUCAGAAGCACUGGCCAGAUUACCCCGGAGGAGUUCGUCCUUGCCGGUGACUUCUUGGUGUUCAAGUUCCCUUCGUGGGAGUGGGCUGAUGCGUCUUCGCCGUCGAAACGUGUCCCGUAUCUUCCUGAAGGAAAACAGUUCCUAGUAACGCGAGGAGUGCCUUGUCACCGCCGCCUUGACGACAACUUUGCUGGAGAGGCUGGCCAAGACGAGACUCUGGUCCGUGACGGUUUCGCUACUGGCGAGGGCGAAGCAGACGAUGAUGGGUGGUUGAGGACUGGCGGCAUGGCAGCUAGCCAGGAAGCGAAGGUUAAGGACGUGCGAACGGUCGAUGAGAGCGGGAAUCUUGGGGCCGCCGAGGAUGAUGAUGAGAUACCUGACAUGGAGGAUGACGAUGACGAUGAAGAGGCCAUCAUCAGGGAACCGCAGGGAAGCGGAAACACAUCUGCACCUCUCCGAACCUACACCCUCUAUAUUUGCUACUCCGCACACUACCGAACACCUCGCCUAUACCUGUCAGGUUACGGCUCUGCGUCAGCGCCACUAAAGCCCCAGGAGAUGAUGGAGGACAUUGUUGGCGAUUACAAGGACAAGACAGUCACCAUCGAGGACUUCCCAUUCUUUGAUCACACCAUUAAGACAGCCUCUGUACACCCGUGCAAACACGCAUCCGUGAUGAAGGUCCUCUUAGACCGUGCUGAUGCUGCAUUAAAGCUCAGGCUAGCCAAGCUCAAGGCUGGUAAAGACGUUCAUAAAGUGGAUAGUGGAAUGGAAGGCCUCGUGGAUGACACCAAGUUGCUGAAACUGACAGAGCAGGCGAAGUCUAAAGAUGGUGAAGAAGGCAAGGAUAACGAGUGGGAAGUGCUUGAGGGUGGCUCUGAGGAAGAUGAGGUUGCUAUCCGCGUGGAUCAAUACCUCGUCGUCUUUCUGAAGUUCAUGGCCAGUGUCACUCCAGGUAUAGAACAUGACUUUACUAUGGGAGUUUAGUCCCCUUACGAUCCGACCACUUUAUCUCUUUCUCGGUCCUAUUUUCCACAUGUUUUUUGGAAAAUUACACUUUAGGGCCUAGAUGUAUCAAUCUAAAUUAGGCGUUCCAAGGCACAGAAGGCUAAGGUGGCAUAUGUAUAGCGGGCGUUUGGACAAGGCUUUCGAGGAGUCCCAUUAUGAUUUUUAGCAGCCCGACAGCAAAGAAUGCAGUGGAGUAUUCUGACCACGCACUACCGGUUCUUCACUAGUGACUGGUAGGCAUCUUACGCUUACAAUUUCAAAGGCAGCCAUUUGAAGCAGCGAUAGGCAUCAAAAGCAACAAUGCAAGCAGCAGGCAUCAG